Molecule: messenger RNA, 2252 nt
Organism: Lotus japonicus
Lineage: Eukaryota; Viridiplantae; Streptophyta; Magnoliopsida; Fabales; Fabaceae
Product: probable mediator of RNA polymerase II transcription subunit 26b
Exons: 10
Coding region: 413-1753 (446 amino acids)
Cellular component (GO): nucleus
Source: RefSeq, a predicted model, not a curated record
CACUCUCUUCUAUUUUUCUUCCUUUUAUUUGCUGAUUUUUAACAAAGUCAAACACAGCCAAAAGAGACCACUAUUUGCAACACCUUCAAUUCCCCUUCUCUUCUCUCUCCUUCUUUCAAGUUUUCAAGGAGAGUGGUUUUGGGAACAUCAAGAACCAAGUUUUCAUAGGCACCUGGUAUUACUACUAUUUGCCUGAAAAGUGCAACAUUGCUUAGACAUUCAAGAAACUACUACAACAAACUGAAUAGGGAUAAAGUGAUUCUUUGGUUGACAUUGGUUGUUCAAGGACAGUGCCCAUGAGACAAAAUCCAAUUUGGAAUCGUGGGUGAUUGAUAGAAUUCAUUUUUGCAUCUGUUUGUGGAUCCAGCUCUUGCUAGAUUGAUCUGGGUUUGUGGUUUUUUGGGUUACAAUCAUGAAGUCUGGGUCACUGGAUCAGUGGAGGAGUUACUUUCGGUCUGCGAAUUCGGACAUAUUUGAUAUAAUUGAUCAUGCGAUCAUUGUGGCUGCUUCUGAUUGCCCCAAGGAGUUCAGAUUGAGAAGGGAUUGGAUUGCAGAGAGGCUCUUCUCUUGCAAGUUGACUCGUUGUUUGGGGUGUGAUCGGGUGGAGUUAGCUGUUGCUGGUGAUGGUGGUGAAGAUGAUGAUGAUCAUGAUGAUGGAGGUUGUAAGAUUGAAGCUGGGGCAAGCAAAGAGAGCAAGGCUAAUGAUGCUAGUGGAGAUGAUCAUGGAGAGAUGAACAUGAACCCGGAUAGCAUUUAUAGCUUUGGUGAAGCUGAGGCUUUGACUGAUGAGAUUGAAGAAGAGUCUCAGUAUCUUGAAGAGGUUUUGAGGAUCAAAGAACUUCUGCUUAGCUCUGAAGAAGCGAGUGACUCUGUGAUAUUUGAUUCACUGAGGAGACUUCAGCUGAUGGAACUCACUGUGGAUCGUUUAAAGGCAACUGAGAUUGGAAAGGCUGUCAAUCCUCUCAGGAAACAUGGAUCACAGGAUAUUCGUCAACUUGCUCGGACUCUUAUCAUUGGUUGGAAAGAAAUGGUAGAUGAGUGGGUCAAUGCUACAACAACAACAGUUAUUGCAGCUUCAGAAGGUACACCAGAUUCAGUGAAUCCAUCUGUUGUUGAUGACGAUGAAGAAGAAGGACUUCCAUCACCUCCUUUGGAUGAAGGGGCCUUCUUUGUUACUCAAGCUGGUUCAAUGGAACUCUCACAGUUCUUUGAUGGCAUGGAUGAUGAUGGAAAUCCUCGACAAAGUGGGCAAUUCAACAAGAACCGUGAAAAUGGCCGAAAGCCGGCUAUGGACAAUCAAGUUGUAGAAAAGAGGAAAGUUCAAGCUUCCAAUGAAACAGCCUUCACAUUCACUGCAAAGGACACGAAGAGUCAGCAAGCGAAGAAAAAUGAGGCUUCUGUGAGGUUAAAUAAACCAGUAACCGCUGAUUCGGGCCCUGGCAGACCACCAAAAUCAAAUAUGCAGAGAAAAGCCAGCGAUGAGCCAAAGAUGGCAGUGCAGCAAAAAAUAGAGAACAAUACAAUCACAAGGAGGCCUCCCAUUGUUCAGCAAAAUAAAUCUAAAUGUUCAGAUGAUGCUGCGAAGCUAGAAGCCACUAAGAGGAAACUUCAAGAGCGCUAUCAACAAGCUGAAAAUGCUAAGAGGCAGAGAACUAUACAAGUUAUGGAAUUGAAUGAUCUUCCCAAGCAAGCGAUUGCACACCGGAAUCCUCAUUUCAAAUCUGGAAAUCAUAGGCAAUGGGGACGAAAAUAGAGUUGUUCAUUCGGGAAGACACGAAGACUUUGCAACCUUUCUAAGCUUCUCCUCUUCACAAUGUUGUAGGAAGAAGGGUGAUAACUGCUAUUGGAUUGAAAAUUUAUGACCCCCUUACCCUAGGAAAAUAACAAAUCCAUUCAACAUUGUUUCUUGGAUUGAAGAGCUAUUUUGAUUGACAGGGAAGUAAAUUGAAAACUGUUUAUUUCCUAAAAUAAGAUAUCGAGUACAUAGGAAUUUUUGUUAAUCCAAGAUUGGAUUUGGAGAGGAUCUUGACAUGUAACUCAACCUCGGACUUGGAAUGAUUGUUGAUAGAGAUCUCCAUUGUUUCAGACUUUCAGUACAUGUUCUUUUUGUUACAUAUACUGAUACAUACUUGGGCCUCAUAUAACUUAGUAUGUGCAUGUGUCACUAUCUUGAUGGCCUGUUGUAUAAUCCUUGAUUAUGUAAUCACGUUUAUAUCAAUAAGAAUUAUCCACAAAAGCAUGGAAUUGUUCCA